CAUGCUUUGCCCCCCAGUGUCCGGCAAAUGCACCCUUUCUCGACAUUCAGGUCGAUAUGGGAAAGGAUGGCACCGGAGACGCGCCGUGUCCGCCAUUCUCGCAAGGUCCGGGGGCUUAUCGUUCCCUGACCUCAUCCAGCAAGCCUUGCUUUGAUGGUCAAUCCGUCCAGGACGCUCCGAAACUGUUCCAGUCUGUCGGGCAACAGCUGCCGUGCUUGACAGAAGCAAGAAGUCUCCGAACACACCCCACAAUACAUCCCCAGAUAGAGUCCCGAUCUGUCACUGACGCCUCGUGCACCACCGGGCGACAUUACUGCAGCAUGCCCUUCGGCUCUAUUGCUACAGGCCUGGCCGGCACGCGAAUUGUGCUAGGCGAUCAGAGCUAGCUUAAAUCUCAUGGGACCUCUCCCCGCCCGCUGCAGACCCCCGUCGUCGACCAUGAUCGUCCUCCAUCCCAACUCAGUGUGCGAUGUCUGUCUGGAAGGCUAUGGCGGCCCCAACGUUCCUCAUGCCAUAGCCUGCGGACACAUUUUCUGUCUCAGGUGUCUGCGGUCGUUGACAAGGCAGAGCUGUCCCCUCUGCCGGACGGCCUUCCAGUACGACGACGUCCGGAAGCUGCACAUCGACAAGUGCAGCCGUCCGAGUACGCCCCUUCACCAUUCCUCGGCGCCGGGGUCGCCGGACUCUGGUUACAACGAGUUCCCCACUCCCGCCCGCGACUUCCAGACGCAGAUAACCCACAUUGUGUUUGACGGUGCCAAGGCGACCGAGGUCCGGGACUUCCUGGAUGAGGUCCGGAGAUGGCUGUCAAGACAGCCUUCCGACGAGCACGCUGACCUGCGUGCAGCUUACCUUCUCCUGUUCAAAUAUACCGACCUGCAGUACAAGGUCAAAGAGGAGAAGGCAACCAUCAUCGAUCUCCGCGCCGAGUCUGAGGAGCUGAAGGAGAAGAUCCGCUCCGGCGAAGAAAAGUACCAGGAUCUUGCACAGAAGCGGGUAAGCGAGAUGGAGAAAGCGAUGAGCGUUGAACGUAAUCUGCGCGACUCCUAUGAUCGCAUGGACAAGGAGUGGAGAGAGUAAGU
Molecule: messenger RNA, 1082 nt
Organism: Phanerochaete carnosa HHB-10118-sp
Lineage: Eukaryota; Fungi; Basidiomycota; Agaricomycetes; Polyporales; Phanerochaetaceae
Exons: 3
Coding region: 397-1080 (227 amino acids)
Source: RefSeq, a predicted model, not a curated record